Messenger RNA from Grus americana (Whooping crane), 2025 nucleotides. It is a transcript of the gene SLC3A2, whose product is annotated as solute carrier family 3 member 2. The transcript has 10 exons. The record is from RefSeq and is a predicted model, not a curated record. Gene Ontology annotation, biological process: amino acid transport; carbohydrate metabolic process. The coding region runs from base 28 to 1602 and encodes 524 amino acids. NCBI's taxonomy places the organism in Eukaryota, Metazoa, Chordata, Aves, Gruiformes, Gruidae.
UCAGUCAGCGGCGAGGCAGCGCAGACCAUGGAGGCGGACGCCGAGUCCCCCCCCCGCGACCUGGAGUUGUCGACGCUGGAAGCCGAGAAACAACCGAUGGCGGCGGCGGCAGAGGAUGAAGAAAGGGGGGACCCUGGUCACCCCCGGCCCGAUCCCGUGCCCCCCCAAAUUGGUGAAAAAAAUGGGCUGGUGAAAAUCCCCCAAGAUGAAGAAUUAGGAGGGGGUGAAAAUUUGGGGGGUUGUAAAUUUACGGGCUUGGGGAAAGAGGAAUUGCUGCAGGCGGCGGGGGCCCCCGCCUGGGCGAAGGCUCGGACCAUCCUCCUCCUCCUUUUCUGGCUGGGAUGGCUGGGGAUGUUGGGGGCCGCCGCCGCCAUUGUCGCCCGAGCCCCCCGAUGUCGCCCUCUGCCCCCCCGCGCCUGGUGGGAACUUGGGGGGCUCUAUCGGGCCCCCCCCGGCCCCUUUGCCAAGGAUUUGAAAGGCGUGGCGGAGCGGCUGGACCACGUGGCGGGGCUGCAGAUGCGGGGGCUGGUGCUGGGGCCGCUGCACCCCCAAACCUCGGAGGACCCCGAAAACUUGUCCCUGGAGCAGCUGGACCCGCUGCUGGGCUCCCUCCAGGAUUUCGCUGAUCUUCUGCAGGCUGCCAAGAAGAAGGGACUGCAAGUGAUCCUGGAUUUGACCCCCAAUUAUUUGGGGAACCAGACCUGGUUCGGGGAGAACGUGGCCAAGAAUUUCGGGUUGCAGGAGAAGGUCAAGCGGGCGCUGAGCGUGUGGCUGGAGCGCGGCGUGGCCGGCUUCUUCCUGGACGGCAUCGAGGAGCUGCAGCCCUCGGUGGUGGCCGAGUGGAGGAACCUGACGGAGCAGCACAGCUCUGACGGCGUCCCCAGGGUGCUGAUGGGGGGCACCCGCCUGCAGGACCCCCCCAGGCUGCUGGAGCUGCUCAACUCCUCGGGGCUGGGGCUGGUGCUGGGGCCCUUCCUGGAGGCGCUGGGCCCUGACCCCCCCCCCGAAACCCUCGCCCCCCAACUCCUGAACUUCCUGCGCCCCAAAGUUCCCCUGGCCUGGAGUGUGGGGUCCCCCUGGCAGCACCUGGCCGGGCUGAGCCCCCCCCGCGCCCCACAACGCCUGCUCCUGCUCUGGGCCGCCCUCCCCGGGACCCCCGUUCUCAGCUAUGGUGACGAACUGGGCCUGACCGACCCCCCCGGGGACCCCGGGCAGCUGACCCCGAUGCCCUGGGACGUGGUGGAGAGGAUCCAGGAGGAGGAGAACAGCACCGAGGCGCAGCGGCUGGAGCUGUGCCGUCGCCUGGGUGCCCUGCGGGUGCGGGAGCGGUCGCUGUCGCUGGGGGAGGCGGAGGCCAUCCCCUCUGACCGGGCUGCCAUUUUUCUGCGGAGCUGGGACCAGAGCGAGCGGUUCCUGGUGGUUCUGAAUCCCGGAGGACAGCGCAUCACCGAGCUGGCCCUGAAGGACUCCCGCCUGCCCUCCCAGGCCACCCUGCGCCUCAGCACCCACCGCCCCCUCCCCCAGGAUCCUCAUGUCGACUUGGGGGCCCUCGAGCUCCUGCCCUACGAGGGGCUGCUGAUCAGCUUCCCCUACACCCCAUAGCGCCCGCCCUGCCCCACGGCAUCUGUGGGGCAGGAGCAUGGUGUGUCCCCCACCCCGCCCACCUCAGCACCCACAGGACAAGGGGACCCACCAACCCCAGCACCCAUCAGAAUCUGGGGGGCACCUACAGCACCUGUGUGUGGCCUUACACCCCCCCAACACCCAGUUCCCCAUUUUCAGGGGCUCUCAUCCCCCCCCCCCCCAGUCCCAUUUUGGAGGUGCCCCCCCAUUCCCCUGGGGCUUUGGGGGGGUCCCUUCCCCCCCUCUACACUCCAUUUUGGGGGUGGCCCUUGGCACUAAUCUCAGUCCCUGGGGUGGGGUGUCCCCCCUUGUCCCUGGGGGGGGUUUGGGGUUCACUGUUGUGUGUCCAUGUCUGUAUCCCCCCCCCCCCUCCCCCCCCCCAAUAAAUGAGCUGCAUUUGUG